Molecule: messenger RNA, 1251 nt
Organism: Cyanidioschyzon merolae strain 10D
Lineage: Eukaryota; Rhodophyta; Bangiophyceae; Cyanidiales; Cyanidiaceae
Exons: 1
Coding region: 1-1251 (416 amino acids)
Source: RefSeq, a predicted model, not a curated record
AUGAGUGCCUUCUUCGCCAAAGUUCGGGGGGCGUUCCAGAACGUAACUUCGUUUGCGGCGGACGCCAGCUACGACGAGGAGCUCAAUCGCCUCAUUCAGCGCUGCAAGCAGUACAAGGAUGUGAACGAUAUGAUUAUCAAGCAGGCCAAGCUAUAUGACACGUCGCUGCGGGACCUUUCAUCCGUGGGACGUGCAGCCGGAGAAACGUACAUGUCCAUAGCUAGCUUUCGAAGCUUCCCUGGCGGCGCUGUCGCGGGAGAGUCAGACUUGCGGCUGGCGCAGGCGCAAGGUUCGUUUCGAACCAGGAGUAUAAGCUCGCUUAGCACGGCGGAUGCCAGUGACCGGAGCACAGGAGCGGGAUCCUUCUAUCUGUACCGGAGCGACGAACGUCGCGUGCUAGCGCAGCUCGGCCGAGCAGAGCGCGCUGCGCACCAGGCACAGGCUGUGUUCGCAGAACGUAUUUCGGCCCCGAUUAUCCUCGAGGGCCGUCAGUUUAAAGAGCGGUACGAUGAGUUGCGACGGCUCAAGUCGCUCUACAAACGAUGUAAGCGAAGGUACAUUCAGGCACAAAGAGCUCUGGCAUCGGAGAAAGCGAAGCGGGUUCCUUCUAUGGAAGCACAGGUGAAGCUCGUGGCCAAGCUUGCGGAGCACGAGGAAGAGUUCAAACGCGUGACAGAGAAACUGUUCGUUCACGCAAAGGCACUCGAAGAUGAACAUCACUAUUCGGUCAUGCAACAUGUUUGCGGCUUUCUAUUGCACCAUUACAACGCACUCGUUAUCUCCUUGCGCGCUAUCAAGAACGUGAUCGCCAUCGCAGAGAAACACAUUCCGGAGAAAAUUCAGCUUGAGAGGCUGGAAAGCCUUGCCAUCGAAUUACACAAACUCUUGCCGUCAGCGGAAGCAUUUGAACACGCUGGAUUGGGAGGGACGGACGCCGUACCUAGUUUGCCGGAUAGUUCCCAGAGUUCGUCUGCUGGACGUGAGGAUGAGUCGGAGCUUCGUCUGCGAAUACAGCGCUCGGAAGAACUACUCAGCGUGGCGAAUGCCGAGUCUCAGCGGUGGAAGAUGCUUUAUCUCCAAGCAGAGCGAAAGAAUCGCGCACUUUACCUCGAGAAUCACCGUCUUAAGAAUAUGAUGCAUGGAGUUGAUUGCUCCUCUAUCCGAGACGACCGACAGUCCACUUCUUCGUUCAUGUUCGAUGAUCAGCGGUUGAUGACUGAGGCGCAGGCCCGGCGAGGUCAUAUCACCUAG